AUGAGAUCAGUUAACGCCACUUCUAGCUCCCGGGUAACAAUGAUGAAGUUGACAAUGUUCGCUGUUCUUGUUCUGGCUUGCAUCCUGAAUGCAUUCGCAUGGGCUGACUCGGGAGAAGAUGCAAACAUCGAUCAGCUUAUGGCACGAGUAUACCGAACGGUACUGCUGAAGUCGAAACGAAGCCCCUCAAUGGGCCUGUCGUUAGCCGAAUACAUGGCGUCACCACAAGGAGGAGACAACUUUCACUUCAUUCCAUCUGGACGAAAGUAG
Molecule: messenger RNA, 270 nt
Organism: Ostertagia ostertagi
Lineage: Eukaryota; Metazoa; Nematoda; Chromadorea; Rhabditida; Trichostrongylidae
Source: the annotation of a GenBank genome assembly